AUGACUGAUGUAAGACACCCUUCGUUUCCUUUUCGUCUUCCUUUAAUUCUGUCUAGUUUCUCCUUUCAAUUUUGCCUCUCUUUUCUCUCCAACUCCCCCUCUUUCUUUUCAUUUUCUAUCCUCUCCUCGUUUCUCUUAAUCUCUCCUCAUAUUUCUUUUCUCUCUAUCGCUCUCCCUCUCUUUACGUUUUUCUCUUCCUCUAUCUUUUCUUUCUUUCUUUCCAUAGCUCCUAUCUCCCUCACUCUCUUUUUUCGCCAUCUUUCUUCUCUCUUCUUUCUCUCCCUCUCUUUUAUUCCAUCUCUCUCACUGUCUCUACUCUCUCUUCUUCUCUCCCUCUCUCGUUUCUCUACAUCUCUCUCCCCACCUCAUUUUACUCCAUCUCUCUCUCUCUCUUUCUCUCUCUCUCUCUCUCUCUCUGUCUCUUUUGCUUUCUCCAAAUCUCUUUUCCCCUCUCUUUUCUCUCCUUUCUCUCCCCUUCUCUUUUAUCUCCAUCUCUCUCUCCGUCUCUACUCGUUUCUUCACAUUUCUCUCCCCAGAAAAGUCUCUCCAUUUCUUCUCUUUUCUCUCCCUAUAUCUAAGUUUUCUUUUCAUCUCUCUUCUCCUCUUAUUUGUCUCUCUCUCCCUCUCUUUCUUUCUCUCACCCCCCCCCUCACAGAGCCUCAACACUUUGUCCGUAUUCACUUCUUUCGAUCUUAUUCAACUGACACCGACCGCAACCCGAUGGGACUCGGCUGUCAUAUUGCGUUUGUAGCCGACGGAUUGACACGAGACAUCUACAAUGGGGAUGAUGAACCUCUUCUUGGUACAGGCAUCAAUGCAAUGCCCAUAUGGUGGGAAGCGGGGAUAGAGGAUACACACUAA
Acanthosepion pharaonis is the source of this 861-nucleotide messenger RNA. NCBI's taxonomy places the organism in Eukaryota, Metazoa, Mollusca, Cephalopoda, Sepiida, Sepiidae. The record is from the annotation of a GenBank genome assembly.